CUUGUCAUUUCAUUUCUUCACGUAACAGUGCAGUUGCUCUCAGCUCUCUAGCGAUUCGAGGUUAGCCUGCUGCUACUGCUAGUGUUCGAGUUCGCUCAUGCAGGACCGCAAAGCUACUGCAUGCUGUUAUUGGUGACUACGAUAGUGCGGGUCCAGCGGUCUGCGCCAUAGCACACAUAGGCAACAUUGGCCGUACCAGUGAACCAAAUCUUCUUUGAACUGGAUUUUCGUUCAUUUUCACCACAUAGGGAAAGCAUUGUUCUUGUGUCGGAGUGGUGACGACGGAACAAGGGAAUGGAUGACUCCGAGGUGGGAGGUGACGACGCACAGUUCCAGACUCGGCGCAUAGAUAACGAACAUUACGACGAGGAACUGCUCGUUGUGGAUGGUGAGAACGUACCAAGUCGUGCUAGCUACAUGGACCAAGAAUCAGAUCGUGGUAACAACGAACAAGAUCGGCAAAGAAGAGUGGGGGAGAGUGAACGACCAUACGGAAUGAACUUAGCCCCACCUCAGCAAUUAGUCAUGCCCACCCCGCCACAGUCUGACGAUGCCAGAGGACUAAAUGAUGACGACAGAGGUGAUGAUGGCGUUGAAGAUGAUGAUGGUCACAGAGCAGCAGCGGCGGCGGCAGCAGCGGCAGUAGCUAAUCGAGAGCGCUUGCAAGGUCAUGCCGAAGUCUCACCUCUGCAGCACGAGAGAGAUGGACAAGCCGGUCGGAACAGUGAGGAUCCUGGUGACUCUGAGGAGCUAGAGGAUGGCAGCGAGGAUGAACAGGGCGACAAUGUGCCAAUGUACGAUGCUGCUGAGUAUAACAACCUACCUGUAGGGGAGGAGGUGAAGGAGCUCUUCAAGCACAUCACACAAUUUUCACCAACCAAUGUCAACUUGCAGACAAAGCUGCGGCCUUUCGUUCCAGAAUACCUUCCGGCUGUCGGAGACAUAGACGGGUUUGUUAAGGUUGAGAGACCGGACGGGAAGCCGGAAAUGCUCGGCCUGACAGUUUUAGACGAGCCGUGUGCAAAGCAGUCUGAUCCAACAGUCAUGGACCUCCAGCUACGCAGAAUGACAAAGGAGAAGCAAGCAAAGCACGUGACCGUACACAGUAUACCGGAGGGCAGCAAGAACACCAAGGCAAUUGACAACUGGAUAGAGAACAUCACUGAUCUUCAUCGUCACAAACCACCUCCUACAGUCAACUACACCGGACCCAUGCCAGAUAUUGAGUCGCUCAUGAAGGAAUGGCCAGCAGAGUAUGAGAAAUCACUCAAGGAUCUGCCACUACCAUCUGCUGACCUGGAUUGUGACCUCGCUGCAUAUGUAGACAUUGCUUGCGGCUUGUUGGACAUACCGGUACAUAAGAGUCGCAUAGAAGCACUUCACGUGAUGUUCAGUCUGUACGCGGAGUUCAAGAGCUCGCAGAUUGCGCUCGGUAAGCUACCUCGGCGCGGCAGCAUCCUACGACAAGCGGCGCCUGGCAAGGAGUCGGGAGAUCGUGCCGGUCGUAGCGUUAAGGAGGUCCAGGCAUGGCUGAAGGGUCCCAAGAAAGUGUCAUUUGCAGAAAGUGAAGCACUUCCAGAGCAAUCCGAGCCAAGCCCAGAGCAACCCGGGUCAGCUACAGAGCAACCCAAGCCAAGCUCAGAGCAACCCGAGUCAACCACAGACGGGGACAACAGCCGAUGAUGGCGGACAAGCUGGGAGCUGAUUGACGAUCGGAUGAAACACGAUUGCUGUAGAUGAUACGAAGCCUUCUUUCAAACGAAUACUCUACUUUUAUGCAGGUUGUGCCGCUUGGCCGACUCACCUCGGGGAACUCUCACCCAACAAGACAGUGCUCUAUAAAGCCAUACAACCCAUUCCUUCUCUCAAGUGUUGUUAUACCGUCCUCAUCCUAGUGCGUUAGCUGUAUUCAGGAAAACAGGUAGCGUCAGAAAACCGUGAUCUCUUCCAAUACUGCGAGGGGCUUUGGGCUCAGCCUCAACUCUUUCCUUCAACGCUCCAUCAAGUGACUAUACCGACGCAGGAUGCUUCUUGCAGCAUCUUUAGCAGAAUAAAGAAUAAGGAAUGUUGCCGUGCCUCCUUUGCAGCAGCACAACAUGUCAUUGAUAGUGCGCGCAGUUCGCCCGAAUCAAGUUUUGUAUUUGUGCACUGGCCAUGUAUUAUCAGUGGUCACCUGACCACUUGCCGGCUCACCACUCGGCUAUGUCACCUAUCAUCAGCAUGAGCUAACCAGUACCUUUGCACGCACACGUCUUCCGUAUGGAUGGGGAUGUCGACAUUAUGAAGUUUUCCGGUUUUCGACGCAGUUACGUCGAUGUCUUCAUAUGCAGUGCGUAAAGUUUUGCGUGCACACAGUCAGACUAUCAAACCAUGACUGUAUACCUAUCAAGGCAUUCACUUUUUUUGUUUGUAAAUUUCAUAGUAAAAUGUCACAACGUAACAGUCAGUUGAAGUACUGUA
Sycon ciliatum is the source of this 2460-nucleotide messenger RNA. Its product is annotated as intraflagellar transport protein 46 homolog. Gene Ontology annotation, cellular component: intraciliary transport particle B; motile cilium; centrosome. Lineage: Eukaryota; Metazoa; Porifera; Calcarea; Leucosolenida; Sycettidae. The transcript is spliced from 15 exons. The record is from RefSeq and is a predicted model, not a curated record. Bases 295 to 1683 code for a protein of 462 amino acids. Gene Ontology annotation, biological process: intraciliary transport; cilium assembly.